CAUCGCACGGGCGUGGCACAAUCCAAUACACCCGAUAUGACCACAGUUCACCACUCGCCCCCGCCAGGCGCAACUCCAUUCGCCAUCUACGAAGAUCCAGAGGAUCACGACCCGCCCUCCCCAUCUGACGUCUACGAGGGCGAUGUCUCGUUCCAAUCCGACAUGUCCAUGCCUGGCGCCGACGACGCCAUGCCCAGCAUCGAACAGGGAAACCACCACCAGCUCGAGCAGCAAGACCCCGAGCAGGACAGUCUCCUCUUCCACCGCUACAGCUCGUCAUAUACGUCACGGCCCUCCAUCUCCUCCAACACACAAUCGUCACGUCGCACAUCCGGCAUCACGUCCACUAGCUACAUCUCGUCGCUCCCGUCCGAGUUCUCGGUAGCCUCCAAACCCGUUGCUCCGCCGGCCAAUAAUCUCGACUCGAGAUAUACACCGAGGAGGGAGCGUCCGCCCUUCCGGAACCCGUCGUCGGUGCGCGCCAUGCAGAUGUCCUCGCCGCCGCCUCUCCCUGCUGCUGAAGCCUCGCGUGAACGACUCAAGGGCCAAUACAAGCUCACGACACCGGCCAGGAGCGGAAGAUCUGAUAGCAUGUCGACAGCGAGCUCAAGGCGACCGAGGUCGCAUAGAGAGUCUUUCGCCGUGGAAAGCGCCCGACAUACGCCUACCCCACAACAACUUCCUCUGGUACUGCUACACGUAACUAUUUUGCCCAUGCAGAUGCCAUAUUCCCAUGAGAUUAUGAAAAAGGUCAUGCCGGAAUGGCUGGUGGAGAAUUACAGGAUAUUGGAAGAGAAGCUACAAGACAUUAUUCUCAUGCGACGAGGCCUUCUGAUACCACACCCCCGGGACGAGUACGAGGUGCUGGAGGAGCGAAUCUUGGAGUCUCUCGAGCUGAAAAUCCCGCGGUUGUUGAAGUGCGGGCACUUUGUCGCCCCAGAGGAAGACUCGACCGAUGAGAAAGACGAGGACGAAGAGAGUGCGGUGGAUGGGAGUCUGGGUCGUCGCAGCAGUAUGAGCGGUGGUACCAUCACGGUCGACGAGGAGGGCGAUUGGCGAUACCAGACAUCCGAAGCUGAUGACGAAAGUACGUGUCUCGACUGCCACCGUCCGGUCAAGAAACCAGGCAGAGGAGUCGGAGCCGGCACCAAGAGAUGGGAUCUCAAAAUCUACGCCGCCAACGGGCUGAUGCGGGCGGGCGCGUGGUUGGCGGCAUGGAGCGAGAUGGAGAGCUGCGACGUGGAGAUUGCUCCCUGGAUUCCGGAAGACGUGCGGAAAGCGUUGGAGAAAAGGCUGCUUGAGGAACAGGAAGCUGCGCGCAACAAGCAGCUGUACGCCGCCGAGUUACAGCGUCGUAUCGAGCAGGAAGCAGCCGCCCAGAAACAAGCAGAGCGAAAAAUGGACAUCAAACGUCGUGCUGAAGAAAUCGAAGUCCAAAGACGCAUCGAAGCCGAAGCCGCCGAGCUCCACCGCAAACUCGAGCAAGAAGCCGCGGAAAAGAAAAGGCUAGAAGACGCGGUCUACGAGAAAAUCGAAGAAGCAAAGGAAACCAUGCGUCUCGAAUUCGAAGCCCAAGCCAUGGCCGAAGCCAACGCCGUGGCUGAACGCCUACGCGCAAUGGAAGACGCGUUGAAGCAGGCUCAAGACAAGAAGAUAGCGCAACCAUCAUCACCACCGGAUGACUCCCCCGUUCCCCAAUAUCGUGAGCAUAAUCUCCCACCUAGGAAGAUUGAACAACAAGUUCCCCUAGGCACCCUCCUCAAAAACUCUAUACUCCUCCUCAUCCGCGACUCCAGCAACGUCCUCCUCGUCGCCCUCACCGCUCUAGUCGUCUAUCUCGCCAUGACAAUGGAUCCAAGCAAACCUCUAUCAUGGUACCUAACCACUUUUGCAGACCGCAGUGACGCCCCUCAAGUCAUCAUCACCACGACCGCCAUCUCCGUGGAAACUCUAACAGUCACACAACUCCCCACUCUCUCGUCUUCGUUGAGCACUGUAGCUCCAGCAGCGGAAACAUCUCUAUCAAGUCUAGUCGAAGAGAUGCUAGUAGAAAGCGAGACAUCAUCGACUUCGUUGCCCAAUGACCCUGCUACGCCCCUCUCCUCGAUUUCUACCCGUGCUGCUUCCUCGCAGACGCCAGACGCUGAUUCGUCUUCUGAACAUGAACCUGAACCCACGCCAUCAGUUCAUCCGCAAGAAGAUAUCGAACAGUCCACUAGUAUAUCUCAUACCCCUUCUUUUUCCUCCUCGUCUGCUGCUACAGCUACCCUCUCAAACCCGGAUGUCAUCCCCGCGGAAGAAGAUGACUCCUCUUCUACCACAGAAGUAGAGGCAGAAACAGAAACACUACGUUCGCAGCCGAGCCCGUCCUCACUACAACCUUCCGUCGACGCCGCAGCACCAUCGAUCCUCGCCAGUGAACCUGAAUUAAAGACGCUUAUUCAAGAGCCGAUGAUCGAGGAAGAGCAAGAUGUCAUUACGUCUAGAGAUGAAGACACCAAUGAAUUAGACAACGUCAUGGAUGCUCCUACAGCACUACCAUCCGAGCCAUUAUCCAACCCCGAGUCAAACAGCGAGAGCAAAGUAGAGGGGAAUAUGGAUGACGAUGUCCACGUGGAGUUGGACAAGGAAAGAGAAGUCGAGACCGAGAUGGAAUUAUCCUCCCCACCUUCUCCACUGUCUUCGUCGGAAAUAAACGACCGUAACGAACCCAACGAUGAUGAUGACGAUGAUGAGAAUUCACAAUCAAGUAUUGAGGAAAAUGGUGUUGUGUUGCAGCAGAAGCAAGAGCAAGGAGAAGGAGAAAAGGAAUCGCUGGAUCCGGUACCUGUCGCUUGAAGUAGAAGCAGAAGCAGCACAAGGGAUUAGGAAAGAAGUCUUCAUCAAUGACAAUUACGACGGCGAUGACCAGCAAUAACUGCAUUUGUGAUUGAAAAUGGAAAACAGACACUAAAACCAUGAGCCCUAAGCUCGAAGCCCCCUUUGCUUGUGGAAACACACUCACGAAAAU
This is a messenger RNA of Periconia digitata, 3010 nucleotides long. Lineage: Eukaryota; Fungi; Ascomycota; Dothideomycetes; Pleosporales; Periconiaceae. The record is from the annotation of a GenBank genome assembly.